Messenger RNA from Rotaria sordida, 1311 nucleotides. Lineage: Eukaryota; Metazoa; Rotifera; Eurotatoria; Philodinida; Philodinidae. The record is from the annotation of a GenBank genome assembly.
AUGCAUAGAAUAUAUUUAUCAUUAUCAAUUAUUUUAUUUGCAUUGUCAAUCAUUCAAUGUGAUAUAACAAAUCUUGAUGAAUUUUUUACUCUACUUAAACAGUCUCCAUUAAAAAAGUAUUCAGUUGGAUUUCUUUCACAGGCUAAUUUUGAAGUUAUCAAACGAUAUCUACUAAAUAAUGUAGAAAGGGUACUUUUUGAAAAUAAAACCGAGAUGUUAAAAGCUAUUGAGAAUGAAACAAUUAUUGCCGGUGUUUCAACUGGUAUAUUAGCUGAAGACAUAGCACCAAACUAUCAUGUAUUUUCAUCAUUACUGGUUUCACCACAAGCAAUGCUUCUUGCACCUGAAUAUGAUCCUACAUUAGCACCUUAUGUAUCGAAAAAUGAGUCAAGUACUGAUCUAUUUGAUGCACUUAAUGCCGCUAUAGCUGAUGUACAAAGAGACGGUACGCAUGAAACAUCACUCACACUGAAUAAUCGAACAAAUUUAAUUCGAGUUGAGACAUGUCUUCAAGAAACACCAUUACCUGUUCCUAAUCGUGAUAAUACAACGGGUUAUUUACGUCAUAUAUUAUUUAAUAAAUCAAAACUUAUAAUUGGUGGUUUAGGACCAAAGGAUUUCGGUGUACACGAUGGAAAUUAUAAUGAUAAGUCACCUACUGGUUUUUAUCCUGCAUUACUUGACGCUAUUGUUAAAAAACUUGGUGAAUUAAAGGGACCAGAUGAAAUUAUUUAUGGUAAAGAAUUAAGUUCUGAACGAAAAUUUUUUCGUACUCCAGAAUCCCUUUUUCGAGCUUUACUUAAUGGAGAUAUUCAUGCAACUGAUGUUUACAUAUUUAUUAAUGUACCAUAUAAUGGUACAGGUGAAACAUGUUCAAAUAAUAGUCAAUGUCGAACACGUGAAACGUGUACAAAUGGUACUUGUACUCAUCCAGAACGACCACGAUCACUUCAUUUUCGUACAACAUGUACAACAGCUAGUCGUGAUACGAAAUUUAUUACAAAAAAAGAUAGUAGUUUUUUACGAGGGAACUCGUCAUCAAAUAAUCAAACUAAUGGUACUCGUCAAACACCAAAAACACGUUGGAUUGGUUUUAUUUUAUUAUUUGUCGUGCUUUUUGGCACUAUAUUUCUUGGAUUACUUAUACUUGUGCGUCGUAAAAAAUAUUAUCGUAUUGAACAUACAGUACAAGGUGGUUUUGGUAAGUUUGCUCGUCUUCAAGAAGAAUCUGAACUACCUAUUGAAGGCAUGGAUUCAUUUGAAGAUCAUAUUGUACAAUCACCCAGAGACAAUAUCAAUUCAACAAGUUAA